UCUAUUCAUCGAUUAUUCUGUCUCUUUUUCGUCAUAAAAAAAUAGUUCAUCUGUUCAGACGUGUUUAGUUAUCGUGAUGAAAGCAGGCAAAAAGUAGCAUAUUCCGAGUGUUUUUGUGCGAACGUAGUUAGUUCUUUGCGUUAUCCAGUCGUUUUACUUUGUUAUCGUAGCGAAAACGGCCUUUAAAACGCGCAAAUUGAAGUCAAAAGAGCAAGUUCUCGGAGGCCAAAGUAGGGGCUGAAAUAGCAAAAACACAAAGGUAAGUUCAGGUAAAACAAGUCAAAGGCCACCUUUAGAAAAGAAGCGAGAGAGGGAGUACCAUGUCCGAGGCCAUGAGUGCCCCGCCGCCACUGAUUCCGCAGCUGCAGGAGAUGCAGCAGCAGCAACAGCAACAGCAGCAACAGGGGGGUAAUCCCGCCGCUCUGGCCCAGCAAUGGAGUAACUACGCCUGGUAUGCCAACCAAAACGUCGCCUACCAGCAGCAAUAUCAACAGUACUACCAGUACUAUAUGCGCUACCAGCAGCAACAACAGCAACAGCAGGUAACCUCGACGGUCAGCGCGUCGAAUGCGCCGCCCGGCUUCAGCAAUGCGCUGGCGGCACCGCCGCCCUUACCCUCGGGUCCGCCGCCUCCUCCUCCGCCCAAAUGCGGCCAGCCAACUGGGCAAAACAAGCAGCAACAACUACAGCAGCAGCAGCAAAAGAAUUUCGGGGGAAUACGUUUUAAUUUGAAUUUAAACCAAAAGCGUUUGGCAAGUGCACCCAAUCCCCUACAACAGCAGCAGCAACUUCAACAGCAGCAACAGCAACAUCAGCAACAGCAGCAUCAGCAACAGCAGCAUCAACAGCAACAACAGGUUAUGCAAUUGUACAACAAUAACAACAACAACAACAGCAACAAAAAGAAGCGCAAGCGUAACAACAAAAACAAAAGCUUUGAGCAAACCGCAUAUAGCAAUCCGUUUUCCAAUCAACCACAAGCUACACCCAUAGCACCACCACCGCCCAUUAUUAGCGCCAGCGAAGUGUGCGUGCCGGGCACUCCGGAUUUAAGCAAGCCACCACCACCAUUGCCUUUGGCCAUAGUGGCUCCCACAGAGAAUCCCCAACAGCAACAUCAACAGCAGCAGACCGCUUCUCCUGCUCCAGCGCAGACUUCCACCUUUAAGCGCCCUAACAGUUAUCAAAUGGCCUCUAACGACUCUUGGCCUGAUGCCCUCAAUCAAUAUGUGGCACGUUGUUACUCAAAGUGCAACACGGACCUCGACAAGGAUCAGAUUGACAUAUGCCUGAAGGGCAAAAUUAUAGCGGCGGCCAAUCGCAAUGAGCUGUGGACGCGGGACUGGGACAACGAGCCCAUGCCCACGGUGCACAGCGAGCGGGAUGGCAUCGAUGUGGUGCUGAGCAACGUGACUCCCCCGCAGCCGCAGCGAAGCAACUACUUCCAGAAAAAGCUGGAGCAGGAGAGGGAGCGGGAGCGAGACCACGAGCCGGAGAAGGCUCCAACCAAGGCCACCCCGGGUAUCGUAAAUCAGUUCAAGCAGAAGGUCAAUCAGUUCAACAAGUCCUCAUCCAGCUACGGUUCCCAUCACCACUCUUCGUCGUCCAGGUACUCCAGGAGUCGUUCGCGUUCGCACUCAUCCUCUAACUCGUUGAAGUACUCGAGCAAAAAGCGGUACUCGCGGUCGCGCUCACGUUCGCGUUCCCGCUCGCGGUCCCCUCGCUCCCGAUCGUGCUCCCGCAGUAGCGAUGCCAGCAGUCCCCCGGCGCGUAAAGUUAUCCGCAAAUCGGGCUCGAACGAAUCCCUAAAUUUCAUACCACUCACCGCGAAUCUAUCCCGCAAACAGCAGAAAAUGCUGAUGAAGAAGGGCAAGCGAGCAGCCGCAGCUGCAGCAGCGGCCGCUGGCUCCGGAGGUAACUCCGGCCAGGCAAAAAAGAAGCCUCAUUUCUACUCCAACCAGUCGUCCAUUGGCGGAGCCGUUGAUGAUGACACAGCGCGCUUGCAACAGCGUGCGGCACGAUUCUCACAGCAGAGCUCCAGCUCCGCCAAGAAAUCUGUCGUCGCCAUUGCAAGCUCACCGUUUGGUCUCACCACGGCCAAGAACAAGAGGAAGAUGAUGCAGCAACAGCAGCACCAACAACAUCGCACUUCCUUUUACGAGGACACAGAGGCGGCUGGCGGCUUAGAUCUUCUAGAUUUGCAUAUUGUAGGCACUUGUAGGGACCUAGAAAAAUCAUUUUUGCGUCUCACAAAGGCGCCGUCGCCAAUGGAGGUGCGACCUGUCGAGGUGCUAACCCACUCCCUAGUUAAUGUGAAGGGAAAAUGGCGUGCAAAUCAGGAUUACCACUAUGCGUGUGAUCAGCUGAAAUCCAUCAGACAGGAUUUGACUGUCCAGGGUAUUCGCGAUCAGUUUACGGUGGAGGUCUAUGAGACCCACGCUCGCAUCGCCAUGGAAAAGGGAGACCACGAGGAGUUUAACCAGUGCCAGACGCAACUGAAGAUGCUGUACAUGGAGAUUGGCGGAAAGAGCGCCAAUGCGUUGGAGUUCACGGCCUAUCGCAUACUCUAUUACAUUUUCACAAAGAAUACCUUGGACAUAACCACUGUCCUCCGUUCGAUUACGGCUGAUCAGCGCGAGAAUCCUGUCAUUGCGCACGCCCUUCAAUUCCGCUCUGCGUGGUCGCUGGGCAACUACUGCAAAUUGUUUUCCCUGUACAAGACGGCGCCUCUUAUGUCUGGCCACAUGAUUGAGUGGUUCCUGGAGAGAGAGCGCAAGGCUGCCUUGCGAGUCAUUAUUAAAUCUUAUCGUCCCAACAUUAGUGUUGACUAUAUUACCAAUAUUCUGGCCUUCGAAAGCUCCGAAAAAUGCAAAGAAUGGCUUGACACCUUCAGUUUGCCCUACGCCGCCAAUGGUGCGCAAGUCGAUUGUAAAAACGCAGCUGCCGUUGCCAUUUGAGGCGAAUUCCACAGAAAGUAGAUUAGCUACUGAGAAACACUAUUUAAAUUCGUACCUGAUUUCCGAAUUUUUCGGAUAUUAGUGUCCUUUUUCGAAAGCGGAUGUGACUCCCCUGGCCCUGUUUAACACAAUUUGUACAUAUUUUUAUAGAUCGCGAUUCCCCUGCGUUUCACAGAUAGGAUUUGCUUUAUUUCCUCUCGCAAGCUUUCGGUUGUCUUGUAAAUUCUUCGCUUUAGAACUCCGAAGGUCUACUGUUCUUUGUAGGGAUCAACAGUUUUCACAAGGAAUCAAGGAUACAGAAAACUUCAAAGGAAACAUUAACUCUACAUCAAUUCGAAGCAGAAGAAAAAUAAGAACAAAGUCAAUAAGAGCACUGGAGUGGUCGCAUUUCCGGAUGGUUCAACUAAGGAUAUCACAAAGCUUAAACUUUCAACGAUGAUGCCAUAUCCCCGAAUUUAAUCUUUCACAGCUGUACUGGGAUUAGCCGAACUUCUGAAAUAUCCAGCUUGGAUUGGAAAAGGCGUGUUCGAUUAAUGCCAGACUUCUGAAUUUAACAUUGGAACCCAGGAUCAACAAUUGCGGAAAUCCUCUACAUAGUUUGUUUUGGCUUCAAAAAUCUUAGUCGCUAUUCAGGAAUAUUCAUAAGUGAAUAUGAAAUUGGAUAACAUUGGCUUUGAUAACAUGUUCGUCACUUCAACGUUGGUCUACAUCUACAUCACUUGUUUAAGAAAGCAGCCUUCUUUAUGUACAUUUUUAACCAAACAAAUCCAGCAACGUCGUAUGAAUUCAACCAAAACUUAACCUAAAACACAAAGUGCGAGACCUCUUAAUGAACAUAAAUAACUCGAGAACUAAAGUGAAUUAAUGCCAAAAGAGGUCACGACCGUCUUAAAUAACAACUCCAUUAAACCUGUACACCCGCAAAACUAACACGAAAUAAUACACAUGCAGACGAACAAGAACAGAUGCGAUCACCAAACUCCCAGAGCACAAGUGCUGCAGUGCGCUGAACACUUUCUUCGAUUCGUUGUGAUUAUUUACUCAUUUUAACGCCCUUUGAUCACUUCAUUUUUUGAACUAGUUUUAAGGUUUAGGCUUAAUGUUUGUUGUCUUAUUUAAAUUAUUGAAAAGGAUUAUACUAAUGUUCUGUCUCUCUAUUGUAUACCUGUAUAUAUACAACCAUCAAAUCCACCACCACCAAGAACCACAACAAGAACGAGCCUGCAUGAAAAUUCUUCGGAUGUUCAAAGUCAAGUCACCAUUUCGGAUUAUGGCAACGUCAACCUGGUCUUCCCCGUCACCACUCAUCCGUCAAAAGGGAGUAAAAAGUCGUCAGAUAUUCUCGACAUUUGUAAGCUCUUCCAAUUUUAAAUCGUCUUACUAAAGGAAAUUGUAUACAGAUUUUGAUUAUAUGGGGUAGUACAUAAGUAAUUGGCUAAGAUCCUGUAUUCAGUGCUUUUUUAAAUGAGGGAGUAAAAAGAAACUAUAUAUUCUAAUAUUAUAUAGUUAAUUGCAGUAAAUAGACUAGGAUUAUAGGUAUCUGCUUAGGUUAAGUUUACCUGUUAUAUUUAUUUUUAAUUUUCUUGAAUGUUGGAAAAAUAAUGGAAAAGAACUCAAGAAUUUCAAAUGCAUCUUCAAUUAUUCAUGCAAAAUAUGGGAGUCCGUUUGCAUGGAUAGUGAGAGUUAUAAUCGCGCUUUAAAAAAUAAACAGAACAAAACAAAACAAA
Drosophila rhopaloa is the source of this 4684-nucleotide messenger RNA. RefSeq names its product leukocyte receptor cluster member 8 homolog. The record is from RefSeq and is a predicted model, not a curated record. Gene Ontology annotation, cellular component: nucleus. Bases 321 to 2957 code for a protein of 878 amino acids. The transcript has 6 exons. NCBI's taxonomy places the organism in Eukaryota, Metazoa, Arthropoda, Insecta, Diptera, Drosophilidae.